AUGGAUGCUCACCGGGCCCUGCUCUCGGCAGUCUUUCUCAUCAGUUUCCUGUGGGAUUUACCCGGUUUCCAGCAGGCUUCUAUCUCAUCCUCCACUUCCACCUCGUCCUCUUCGUCUUCAUCUUCCUCUUCGUCGGCUGAGCUGGGCUCAGCCAAGGGCAUGAGGAGCCGCAAGGAAGGGAAGAUGUCCCGGGCGCCGCGAGAGAGCGCCGCGGGCCAGGGGCGCCAGGAACCGCAGCCCGAACAGUCGGGUCCCCGGCGGCGGCAGCAGCCCCAGACUCAUGAACAGACGAUCAGAAGUCCUCGGGUGGUGCCCCACGAGUACAUGCUGUCCAUUUACAGGACCUAUUCCAUCGCAGAAAAACUGGGGAUCAAUGCCAGCUUCUUCCAAUCUUCCAAGGCUGCCAAUACUAUCACUAGUUUUGUAGAUAGGGGACGAGACGAUCUCUCGCACACUCCUCUCAGGAGACAGAAGUAUUUGUUUGAUGUGUCGACGCUCUCAGACAAAGAAGAGCUGGUGGGCGCGGAGCUGCGGCUGUUUCGCCAGGCGCCCCCGACUUCCCUGGGGCCCCCGGGCGGCCCGCUCCACGUGCAGCUAUUCUCCUGCCUGUCCCCCCGUAUGCUGGACGCUCGGACCCUGGACCCGCAGGGGGCGCCCCAAGCUGGCUGGGAGGUGUUCGACGUGUGGCAGGUUCUGCGCCGCCACCAGCCGUGGAAGCAGCUCUGCCUGGAGCUGCGGGUCGCCUGGGGGGAGCCCGGCGGGGAGACCCCACCUUCGUCUCCACCGCCACCCGCCGAACCGCCCCUAGACCUGCGGAGUCUGGGCUUUGGCCGGAGGGUGCGGCCGCCGCAGGAGCAGGCCCUGCUGGUGGUGUUCACCAAAUCCAAGCGCAAGAACCUGUUCGCCGAGAUGCGCGAGCAGCUGGGAGCCGCCACGGUCACGGCCACGGCCGCGGCGGGGGGCGAGGGCGCGUGGCUGCCUCCAUCGCUGCCACCCCAGCCGCUGCUGCCUCCCGACAACGCCCAAGACUCAGAUUGGGGGCUGGCUUCGCAGGGCCGCCGCCGGCGACGCACCGCCUUCGCCAGCCGCCACGGCAAGCGGCACGGGAAGAAGUCCCGGCUCCGUUGCAGUAAGAAGCCCCUGCACGUGAACUUCAAGGAACUGGGCUGGGAUGACUGGAUUAUCGCGCCCCUGGAGUACGAGGCAUACCACUGCGAGGGGGUCUGUGACUUUCCCCUCCGCUCCCACCUGGAGCCCACCAACCACGCCAUCAUCCAGACCCUCAUGAACUCCAUGGAUCCCGGCUCCACCCCACCCAGCUGCUGUGUGCCCACCAAAUUGACUCCCAUUAGUAUUCUCUACAUCGACGCAGGCAACAACGUGGUCUAUAAGCAGUAUGAGGACAUGGUGGUCGAGUCCUGCGGCUGUAGGUAG
Molecule: messenger RNA, 1434 nt
Organism: Gracilinanus agilis (Agile Gracile Mouse Opossum)
Lineage: Eukaryota; Metazoa; Chordata; Mammalia; Didelphimorphia; Didelphidae
Gene: GDF6
Product: growth differentiation factor 6
Exons: 3
Coding region: 1-1434 (477 amino acids)
Biological process (GO): BMP signaling pathway; SMAD protein signal transduction
Cellular component (GO): extracellular region
Molecular function (GO): growth factor activity; cytokine activity
Source: RefSeq, a predicted model, not a curated record